UUGCAUGCGGCAGCGUUCGGGAAACAAAAAUAAAAAAAUUGGACUAGCGCAUUGUUGCAAAGAGUUAUGGGAUAUUAGAUUUCCGUUUUCUUAUUCAUCUGCAAUCUAGCUUUCAGGGGGGGGAGUACCAGACCGUAGUAGAAUAAUAUCCAUAUAGGGUCGUCAAGCGAUUUUGUAAUACAUUGUAAUCUUUUUAUAUCGUCUUCUACUACCCUGUGUGGUACUAUACUGUAUGUCAUCAGGGUGAGUGUGCAUAGUGGAACGCACACAAUGUCGUACAGGAACUUGCAGAUUUGCCGGAAAUUGCAAUGCCCUUGUGCAUAGAGAGGAUACAACAGAAGAACGUUGGAUCGCAGAGGGAGUUGUAGAAGAUCAACAAGGACGACUCAGUAGCUCAUCAACCAAACAUUACGCGUUGAUAGUAGCAACUAGCAACAUUGAAGAAUGUCGACUAAAGAACGGGGCCUGGUUUAUCUCGUCACCGGGGGCUGUGGGUUCCUCGGACAACACCUGUUACAGAUCCUUUUGGAGAAAGAGGAUGCGGUAACCGAAAUUCGACUUUUUGGCAAACACAUCGACGCAAGUUUAAAUGGCCACAGCACAGAGCGAGUAAAGGUGGUGGUGACGCAGGGGGACAUCACAGAUUACUCCAGUGUCCUGGAGGUGUCCAAGGGGGCAGACCUGGUCAUCCACACGGCCAGCCUGGUGGAUGUCUGGCACAGAGUCCCUGAGACAGUCAUCCAGGCUGUGAAUGUUCAAGGAACUGUGAAUGUGAUCAAUGCCUGUGUGGAGAAUGGUAUUCAGUAUCUGGUCUACACCAGCAGCAUGGAGGUGGUCGGCCCCAAUGUGAAAGGAGACCCCUUUAUCAGAGGUGAUGAAGACACCGUCUACAAUGUUUAUCAUGAUAUGCCCUACCCCAGGAGCAAGGCCAAGGCAGAGAAACUGGUGCUGGAGGCCAACGGCAAUAAGGUGAAUGAAGGGGCCUGCUUGUACACAUGCUCCCUCCGUCCCACAGGGAUCUAUGGUGAGCAGCACCAGCUGAUGAGGGACUUCUAUCAGAUGGGUGUGAGGACAGGGGGCUGGAUCAUUCGAGGCGUCCCAAAGGACACGGAACAUGGUCGUGUCUAUGCAGGUAACGUGGCUUGGAUGCAUCUGCUGGCUGCUCGCUCCCUGAGAGAGCACCCCCAACGGGUUGGAGGGGAAGUUUACUUCUGCUAUGACGACUCACCCUACAAGAGUUAUGAGGAUUUCAACAUGCAGUUCCUGUCUGGGUUCAACUUCCGCCAGGUCCGUGUGCCGCUAUUGGUGCUGUGGUUGGUGGCGUGCCUGAAUGACCUGCUCCGCUGGGUGCUGAAGCCUGUGUGCAGCUACACACCAUUACUCAAUCGCUACACACUCGCUGUGGCCAGCACCUCCUUCACAGUGGGUUCAGACAAGGCCCAGCGCCACUUCCAGUACCGCCCCCUCUAUGACUGGGAACAGUGCAAGGCCCGCACACAGAGAUGGGUGGACACCUUUCCCUUCGCAGGCCCCAAGGACUCCUGAUCUGGGCUGAUCUGCUGGUCUGGCGGAACCUUGUCUGGGCUAAACCGAUGCACCACACAUCAUAACCCUGGAUGGAUGGAGGAGUGAGAGGACUUUCUCAGAUUUAUAUUCUCACUAUGUUUGCUCCAUCAUAAGCAUUAUUAUCAUUACACGUAUGCAAACAAACUCUUGACCCCUGAACUCUUAAACCCUGAACUAUGACCUCCUGCACGUGUUCUUCAAAAAUGGUUAUGUCCUCCUACCUGUCACUACUUGUGGCUAGCCUGUAGCUCCUCAGGCAAAAUGAUGACAAGCCAUGUUCCACACUGAAAUGGGUCACUUAUCCAUCCCAUGAUCUUCUGAUUCACAUGAGACGCUUCCCAGCCCUAAAUAAGAGACAAUAUAAAAAGUUUGGGCUUUAUCGAACAUUGCGAUAUUCAUCUUCUUAAAAAAGGGGUAGAUAUGUGAUUGUAGUUAUAAAAGGGUGUAGGUAUGUGAUCUAGGAAAGCUGCUCAUGAAUUGUUUUGAGUCUAUUUCCAACAAUACACAGUGCAAUACAUUGCUAUACAUAUUUUGCAAUACAUACAUGAAAAUGCAAUACCUUUCCACAAGACAUCAUCACUACAUAGACUUAAUCUGUUUUUGUUGAAGAGCACUAGUGCAGAAAAUAAGUAUUUACAUCUUAAACAUGCAUUAAUGCACACAGAGAAUAUUGUCUGAUUAUGUGAUUUUAGACUUUUAUGAAUCACCUGCUAUACAUUAAGGUGAUUUUAUAAUCGGAAUGCACUGCCAAUUUAAAAACAAUAAUAAUAAAAAAAAUCAUUAAAGAUAACAUUUCCCAGUGCAUUCAGAUUUAAACUUCAGACAAAGGUUAAUUUUAUAUUUCAUGCCUAUUGAUUAUUAUUAUAAUUUUAGAUUAGCAAUAUAUGCAUUAUAAUGUUUAAUACUGUUCCACAGUUCUUUUCUAGCCUCUGCCUCUUAUACAGAACGGUCUGAAAGAUGUGUGAGCCAUUGCAGUCAAAACAGGGUGUCUGUGAGAAAGCGCCUCAAAGCUAAAAGAGAUACAUAGACACAGACCCCUGCAGGGGAGUAAAUAGAUAAGAGACAAGUCAGACAUAUGUGAAUGGAAAAUUACUGCUGAGCCCUUAGAAAACACUGGAACUAUUGUUUUCUCCUGCAAGUUUGCAUAACUGUAUAUGCAUGGACUUGGUCUCAUGACUAGAAGGUGUUGACUUAGGCAGUUACACCACUAGUGGUUGACUGCAAGUAUAUUACAGCAACUUUGACCUUUUUUAUUUUGCAGAACUUACUCUGAAACAUACGUGCUGUGUUUCCGUUGUCAACUUCUGUCUGCAAUUGCAUUAAUAAAGGUUUGAUUGAUUUACUUACCAAUAAGCCGAUGAUUGACAAGGAACCUACCCCGACGCCUGCUUCCAAGUAUUCUUACUACUUAGAAAGACGUAAUAUUGUAGGGAUUCCCUCAUGCCCCUUUUCAUGACGGUGCUAGCAGCCACUUGAGUGAGACCAACAGCACAAACUAACGGAAUAUACAGCUACAAGUAAUCAGGGGAGUUAAAGACUAUACUAUACUGAACAAAAAUAUUUUAAAAAAUGCAAAAAUGUUGCUAAGUAACAGUUCAUUUAAGGAAAUCAAUCAAUCAAUUGAAAUAAAUAAAUUAGGCCCUAAUCUAUGGAUUUCACAUGACUUGGAAUACAGAUAUGCAUCUUGGUCACAGAUAUUUUACCAAAAAAGGCAGGGGCGUGAAUCAGAAAACCAGUCAGUAUCUGGUGUGACCACCAUUUGGCUCAUGCAACACAACACAUCUCCUUCGCAUAGAAUUUAUCAGGCUGUUGAUUGUGGCCUGUGGAAUGUUGUCCCACUCCUCUUCAAUGGCUUUGCAAAGUUGCUGGAUAUUGGCAGGAACUGGAGCACGCUGUCGUGCAAGUCGAUUCAGAGCAUCCCAACAUGCUCAAUGGGUGACAUGUCUGGUGAGUAUGCAGGCCUUGGAAGAACUGAGACAGUUUCCGUUUCCAGGAAUUGUAUACCGGCCUGGGGCCGUGCAUUAUCAUACUGAAACAGAAGGUGAUGGCGGCGGAUGAAUGGCACAACAAUGGGCCUCUGGAUCUCGUCACGGUAUCUCUGUGCAUUCAAAUUGCCAUCGAUAAAAUGCAAUUGUGUUCAUUGUCCAUAGCUUAUGCAUGCCCAUACCAUAACCCCACUGCCACCAUGGUGCACUCUGUUCACAACCUUGACAUCAGCAAACCGCUCGCCCAAUUUUUAUAUGGAUUGUUAAAGAGUUCCAUUCAGCUAUGGCUCUAUAUAAAACUGUAGAUUUAAGGCGAUUUGUCCUUGGCUUGGGUUGUCUUAGCUGCCCUGAAUUUGCCUGUCUGGUUUGGUGGUUUUGCAUGUUGCUAGUAUGUACCAACUGGCUUGAUAAAUACUGUGGUUUUUUGAAAAAUAUAAUAUUCCUAAAGAAGAUCAGAAGACUGAAUAGUAAUUUGUUUUUAAUGUGAAGCCAUGAGAGAUGCUGAUGCAUUUGGAUAAUAUUCAUACAGAUAGAGCAAUGAAGAGCUCAUCUGGCAGCCCUGUUUUGAACGAUUUGGAGAUUUUCAAUAUCUUUCUUUGCUGCAGAUGACCAGAAACUGGACAGUACUCUAAGUGUGAUAGGAUCAGGGAUUGAAUCACCUGAUUCAGAGUGCUAGAUGUUACAUACUCUGAACAUUUUCUUGUAACAGCAAUUCCCUUACCCAUCUUAAUAACAAUAUUAUCUAUGUGUUCUGACCAUGAUAAAGCUGCUUCCAACAUGA
This is a messenger RNA of Salmo salar (Atlantic salmon), 4332 nucleotides long. RefSeq names its product 3 beta-hydroxysteroid dehydrogenase type 7. Gene Ontology annotation, molecular function: oxidoreductase activity, acting on the CH-OH group of donors, NAD or NADP as acceptor. NCBI's taxonomy places the organism in Eukaryota, Metazoa, Chordata, Actinopteri, Salmoniformes, Salmonidae. The record is from RefSeq and is a predicted model, not a curated record. Gene Ontology annotation, biological process: steroid biosynthetic process.